GUUCACAAACACAACGCUUGUGUUUUUUAAAAAACACUGUGGAAAAUGGUUGGAUUCAGGCCUGCAGAUGUGCCACCUUCGGCAGCUGUAAAGUUUGUGGGAGCAGGAACUGCAGCCUGCAUCGCUGACCUGCUCACCUUUCCCUUAGACACAGCCAAAGUGCGACUGCAGAUCCAAGGAGAGGCCAGAGGCUCCGCUGCUACAGGGAGCGGCUCUACGGUGAAGUAUCGAGGGGUGUUCGGCACCAUCGCCACUAUGGUGCGUACUGAGGGUCCUCUGAGUCUUUACAGUGGGCUGGUGGCAGGACUCCAGAGGCAGAUGAGCUUUGCGUCUGUCCGAAUUGGUCUCUACGACUCUGUUAAACAGUUCUACACUAAAGGCUCUGACCAUGUGGGCAUUGGGAGUCGGCUGCUGGCUGGAUCUACCACAGGUGCCUUGGCGGUUGCCAUUGCUCAGCCCACAGACGUGGUGAAAGUUCGCUUCCAGGCACAGGCCAGGUCUCUUGGACGUGCCAGGCGCUACUGUAGCACAGUGGACGCUUACAAGACCAUUGCCAAGGAGGAAGGCAUUUGUGGUCUGUGGAAAGGCACAGCUCCAAACAUUGCACGUAACGCUAUUGUUAACUGCACAGAACUGGUGACCUAUGACUUCAUCAAGGAUAUGCUCCUUAGGUCCACGCCGCUGACAGAUAAUCUGCCCUGCCAUUUUGCAUCAGCCUUUGGUGCGGGGUUGUGCACAACAGUGAUCGCCUCCCCUGUUGAUGUGGUCAAGACAAGAUACAUGAACUCUGCUCUUGGCCAGUACAGCAGCGUUCUCAACUGUGCUGCUGCCAUGAUGACCAAUGAAGGCCCGCGUGCUUUUUACAAAGGGUUUAUCCCGUCUUUCUUACGCCUGGGGUCCUGGAACGUGGUCAUGUUUGUGACGUACGAGCAGCUGAAACGAGCAAUGAUGGCAGCGAAUCACAGCUGCAAAGCUUAUCUGUAAUCUCUACUGUCCCUUGAUGGGC
This is a messenger RNA of Pelmatolapia mariae (spotted tilapia), 1006 nucleotides long. It is a transcript of the gene ucp2, whose product is annotated as uncoupling protein 2. Gene Ontology annotation, molecular function: oxidative phosphorylation uncoupler activity. Lineage: Eukaryota; Metazoa; Chordata; Actinopteri; Cichliformes; Cichlidae. The transcript is spliced from 6 exons. Gene Ontology annotation, biological process: adaptive thermogenesis; mitochondrial transmembrane transport; response to cold. Bases 46 to 984 code for a protein of 312 amino acids. The record is from RefSeq and is a predicted model, not a curated record.